Scomber scombrus (Atlantic mackerel) is the source of this 2441-nucleotide messenger RNA. It is a transcript of the gene hnf4g, whose product is annotated as hepatocyte nuclear factor 4, gamma. Gene Ontology annotation, biological process: cell differentiation; regulation of transcription by RNA polymerase II; anatomical structure development. Gene Ontology annotation, cellular component: nucleus. The coding region runs from base 146 to 1453 and encodes 435 amino acids. Lineage: Eukaryota; Metazoa; Chordata; Actinopteri; Scombriformes; Scombridae. The transcript has 11 exons. The record is from RefSeq and is a predicted model, not a curated record. Gene Ontology annotation, molecular function: RNA polymerase II cis-regulatory region sequence-specific DNA binding; nuclear receptor activity; zinc ion binding.
UCCAAUGUGUUGCUCCAUGAAUUAUAGUCCGUUCAGCUCUCCAACCUUUACUUUUAAUGUUGUUGAACACCUUUACCUUUUUCCCAUUCUCAGUGUCACUUAGACUAAUGUUGCACUGACGGAGUACAACGGUACACCUGGAUAAAUGCACAUCCCAGGCGGAAGCAGAAACACAGACAACAUGCCGACAGAGCCGAGCCUACCUGGUGCAGAUGGGGUCAUCAGUAACUGUGCUAUAUGUGGAGACAAAGCCACAGGGAAACACUACGGAGCCUCUAGCUGUGAUGGUUGUAAAGGUUUCUUCAGACGCUCCAUACGCAAGAGCCACGUCUACACCUGCAGGUUCAGCAGACAGUGCAUUGUAGAUAAAGAUAAGAGGAACCAGUGUCGUUUCUGCAGACUCAACAAAUGCUUCAGAGCUGGCAUGAAAAAAGAAGCUGUACAAAAUGAGAGAGAUCGGAUCAGCUCAAGAAGAAGCAUUCCUGACUCCCAAGACGUGCCAACCAUCACUAUUUUGGCUCAAGCAGAAUCACUUUCCCAACAGAUCAUUGCAACAGUGGGAAUACCAGACGUAACGGAGCAGAAAUCUGCUACUGUUGGAGAUGUAUGUGAUUCUAUGAGACAACAGUUACUGGUGUUGGUGGAAUGGGCUAAAUACAUUCCCGCUUUUGGAGAACUACCACUGGAUGACCAGGUGAGCUUGCUCAGGGCUCAUGCAGGUGAGCACCUUUUGCUUGGGGUCGCCAAAAGAUCAAUGCCAUACAAGGACUUCCUGCUUUUAGGUAAUGGCUGUGUGAUUCACAGAAACAGUACUGAAUCAGAGAUCUGCCGGGUAGCCAAUCGAGUGUUGGAUGAGCUGGUCCAGCCCUUCCAGGAUAUUCAAAUAGACGACAAUGAGUAUGCAGCGCUCAAAGCCAUCAUCUUUUUUGACCCAGAUGCAAAGUCUUUGCGGGAUCCUUCGAAGAUCAAGGCUAUGCGUCUGCAGGUCCAGAUGAGUCUGGAAGACUACAUUAAUGACCGUCAGUAUGACUCCCGGGGUCGUUUUGGAGAGCUGUUACUCCUGCUGCCCACCCUGCAGAGCAUCACCUGGCAGAUGAUCGAACAGCUUCAGUUCAUUAAGCUCUGCGGCCUGGCCAAGAUAGACAACCUGCUGCAUGAGAUGCUGCUGGGAGGUCAGACUGGGCCCAUGUCUGUGCUUGUAAACCUGAAAGAACAAAAACAAGGCUUAACAUCAGAGGCCUCACACCUGCACCAUCCAGCACACACCCAACUGGCUCAGGACCCUGUGACUGGACACACUCUGGUCAUCAGCAGCAUGCCUAUUACACACACUCCACAGAUAGCAUCUCCAGACACUCCCAUCCCAUCUCCUCCACAAGGUGCUGCCCCGGAGAUGUACAAACAGUUUUCCCAGCCUCAUGGUCCUCCAGCUAGCCCCUCGUCCUCCACAUAGACAGACCCCUGACUUCUCUCUGCACUCAAAAAAACUGCUUUCAUGGGAUCAGCUUCCUUGCCCCCCUAUUCAUCAUCAGAGUCAUGGCAUAAAAAUUAUGAAAGCAGUCCCUGUUCAGUGUCUGUGGUUAGACUUUUCCUUGCUUCUUUCCCUUGUGACUCCUGGUGGUGUUGCAACAAUAACUUAGACAUAAUUAAAGCGGCUACAUGUAGCAAUUCCAAACUUCAGAGCGUCAUUUUCAAAUUAAGUGGACAAAUGGAACAACACACAAGGGUUUAAGAAAACAUGCUGAACAUUUUUGUGGUCAUCUAAAACUAAUAGAUUGGUUUUCAACUUAGUAUCCUCUCAUUCUCAGUUUAAAAAACCCCCAUCUCAAACCCUUGCAUUGUAAUGAAUUGUAUAUUUUAUUCUAAUGCUAUUAGAAAUGAACAGUAAGGACCUUCAGUCCUUAUGGAUCAUUGUGUACAGUUUAUUAGUGGUGUAUAUCAACGUUCUGAUCAUAUGUAAAUGUACAAAGUACUGUUUAAAUUUAAAUAAAGUUGCAGAAGCAACAACAAUGGAAACCAUAAGGCGCACUGUCAAAACAACACAACUGGCCAUCAAUUUAAAAGAAAAAAAUAAAAUAAUCAAGUGUCUGUUUAUGUACUGUAUGCAUCACAACAGAGAGAAAUAUAUAUGCAAACUGGUCUAAGAUCAGUUAUUUUGUUCUAAAUGAACUUCAUAAAUGUUUCAGAUCUCAUUUAUAAACGAAAAAAAACCGAAAAAAUUCUUUUCAAACAUGGAUUUGUAUAAAGAAAGAAUGUGGACAAACUGUUAUUUUUUUAAAGUUUCUGUAUAUAGUAAAAUGGAUCAUUCAUGUUCGGAUCAUCAAUUUAAAUUAUCCUGUUUUAUGGAAUAUCUUGAAUCAGCUAUGCAUUUUUAUUUUGGUUUGUGUUGAUAUUGAAUGUUCAGAACCAAUGUGGUGGUUUUUAAAAAAAUGUAUACUGAU